Molecule: messenger RNA, 879 nt
Organism: Saccostrea cuccullata (small rock oyster)
Lineage: Eukaryota; Metazoa; Mollusca; Bivalvia; Ostreida; Ostreidae
Product: STARD3 N-terminal-like protein
Exons: 8
Coding region: 137-862 (241 amino acids)
Cellular component (GO): endoplasmic reticulum membrane; late endosome membrane; endoplasmic reticulum-endosome membrane contact site
Source: RefSeq, a predicted model, not a curated record
UGUCUGUUUUAGCUCAGCUGAUCGCACACAUGAUUGUGUCGAUGUUAAAAGGAAGUAUGAUUACUAUAAAAAUAUAUAUUUGAUGAUAAGAACACAGAUAGUUCCGCUUGAAAAUAUUUGAAAGACGUCAGAUGACAUGGUCAGUGUGAGUGGUGCUCGGGAACAGAAAGCCAGACAAGCAGGGAACGCAAUAUAUGGCAGUGUCCACAACCAAAGCAUGACCUCCAGAGUGGUAGACGAUAACGACACUUAUGUCUACGGACCCGAGCGAAUCUCAACUCACCCCUACUCUCACUGCUCCACCAUUUCAUCUGUCCGCAGAACCUUCUGUCUCCUGGCUCUCUUUGAUCUGUGUUUCUGCUUUAUAUUAUGGGUCAUCUAUACUCAGCUUACAGGUUCAGAAACUGUUUGGGAGGCAUUUGAACAGCAGGUUGCUAAUUAUGGAUUUAAAACAUCACUGUUUGACACAGUUAUGGUAGCGGCACUUCGAUUUGUUUUGAUUGAGCUGGGCUACGCAUUGUUUAGACUAAAUCAUUGGUGGCUUAUUGCAAUAUCCACAUCAUUAACUUGUAUAUUUUUGAUUGCCAAAGUAUUUUUAUUUGAGUUCAGCCAUGCUGGUAAACCUGAGAACCCUCUGAGUUAUAUUCUUUUAUUAGCAUCAUUUAUCAUUACGUGGAUUGAGACAUGGUUCCUGGAUUUUAAAGUCCUGCCAACAGAGAAAAAGAUACUACUUAAAGGAACACACGGUCAGCCAAAUGAGAGGACAAGUUUACUGCGGAAUGCAGAGGAAGGGAAUAGUGUGCCAGACGAUGACAAAGAUACACGAUACUACUCACCUGCAGGUACUGAAGCUUGUUUAUGAUAUAUCCAUGAUUCGGU